AUGAUGGAACACAAGCAAGUAGAGUCUCACACCCCACGAGGUCAUAUGAAGAGCGACAGCGUGACAUCGCAGUUGGAAAGGCCUGCCAGUCGAUAUCAACUAGGGAAGAACUUCUCUUAUCCUCGACCAGACGGAAACACCAUUCGCCAUGAGACUUCCGACAGCAGAUCGUCCGUCAACUCUAAUGGUUCCGUGCCAGGGAUGACGGACAGCUCUGACUCUGAUGGGUCGGGCGACGACGAUUACCAUUACAACACUUCUGCCAGUCGACUAUGGGACAGUUUCUGGCCGACAGCAACAGAAAAAGAACAUCCAAAUCAGACAGCGUCAAACGUGAUUGAUCGGCCACCGCAAAGUACAAACUCGUUCAGUCUUGACUACUGUACCGCAACACGCGACGAGGAUCCAGAGGAUGAUACAGUUACCAUAACGCAAUCAGUGCAGAAUGCGUCAGAAGCAAGGUCAAACCAGUGGCCACUGUCAAAAUCAUCACAUCUACAACCUGCACCAAAGCUGGCACGAAAUGCAGUAUCAUACUCUGUUUACCCGAAGCCAACACCACUACCGACUCGGAUCACACUCCCACCAAGAACUUCGUCGCUGACUUUGGAAGCUAACCUUCGACCAUUGAAAGGCAGCAAAUCCAAUGGUAACAUAAGUUCAAGGACCUCAAUCCCCAGUCUGUACUUGACGCCUCCACCGCCAAUCACCAUGACAGUCACAACACAAGAACCACCAAGGCCUGCCCCAGAGCCACCAGCUGGCCCUCCACAGAGACUACGACAAGCUACAUCUGCCUAUAGCAUCCGGGAAUCGUUGCACUUUAACGCUACUGCACCACUGGUGCCGAUGCCUCCUAUUCCCGAUCAGCUUAGGUCAGCACCUCCGCAAAUCGAGCACUUCGUCUCGGUCUUUGAGUUUGACUCGGAAACUGAAGACGACGGAGAAAACACUUUCGCCAAACGCAUCGCCCGCGGCCUUUCUCACAAGAAGAGUGCCAAAGAACUGGGUUCCAAGAAGGAGUCUCACAAGGGCCACAAGAAGAGCGUCAGUGAGAAGAGUGCUCUCAGUCCCAAGAAGAACAGCUCUGUUCUCGACGAGUCGUCAAGUCUGAGCCGCAAGAGGGGCGGUUCACUUGGCCGCAUGCUGCUCUUUAAGAAAUAG
Messenger RNA from Truncatella angustata, 1164 nucleotides. RefSeq lists its product as uncharacterized. Lineage: Eukaryota; Fungi; Ascomycota; Sordariomycetes; Amphisphaeriales; Sporocadaceae. The transcript has a single exon. Bases 1 to 1164 code for a protein of 387 amino acids. The record is from RefSeq and is a predicted model, not a curated record.